Messenger RNA from Vigna unguiculata (cowpea), 1561 nucleotides. Its product is annotated as Sodium Bile acid symporter family. Gene Ontology annotation, cellular component: chloroplast envelope. Lineage: Eukaryota; Viridiplantae; Streptophyta; Magnoliopsida; Fabales; Fabaceae. The record is from RefSeq and is a predicted model, not a curated record.
AGUGACCACAAAAGAAGAGUCUGCACGUUGUUUCCACCACCACCAUUCCUCAACUUUCUCACUCACUCACUCACUCCUUCACUCGUUCUCGACACAAUCCAGAGGGAAAAAUGUUCGCAUCAGCUUCCUCCCAAUUACUGUUAAGAGUCCAGUCACUGCAUUCCACGGAGCCAAUGGCGCACUCACUCACCCUCUCGCGCUUUCCCGCCACCACUUCCUCCUCCUUUCACCGCCACCACCAUGCCGUUAAACCCCUAACUCUUCGCUCCGUCGCUCGCCGUUUAAAACCCGCACUCAUCAGAGCCUGUGAUCGCUCGCAGCAGAUUGGUGGCAAUGGAAGUAAAGCGGCGGGAGGAUUGAGUUGGCUGGAACCCAUUUUGAAAUUUGCUAGGAGCAACGUUCUACCUUUAGCUCUGAUUAGUGCAGUGACAUUAGGAUUAACAUAUCCUAGUCUUGGUUGUGCUGCUGAUAAAUUUAAUGUGUCAAAAAUUGGUCCGUUUGGAAUUUUUGUGAUCUCAGGAUUGAUGUUGCGUAGUGAAGAAAUUGGUGCAGCUGUAGAAGCAUGGCCUGCUGGACUCUUUGGGCUUGUGUCUAUUUUAUUUCUUACACCAUAUUUUUCCAGGAUAAUAUUGCAAAUUCAGCUCCAACCCCAGGAAUUUAUUACAGGGCUGGCUAUAUUUAGCUGUAUGCCAACUACAUUAUCAAGUGGUGUCGCACUUACCCAGCUUGCUGGGGGAAAUUCUGCGCUUGCUCUUGCAAUGACCGUAAUAUCCAACUUGUUAGGAAUAAUGAUUAUUCCACUUUCCAUCACAAAAUUUGUAGCUGCUGGAGUUGGAGUAGCUCUACCUAUCAAGCAAUUAUUUAAAAGUCUAGUUCUGACCAUAUUAAUCCCCCUUAUCUUGGGAAAGGUUCUACGUGAAUCUUUCAAAGGUGUGGCUGACUUUGUCGACAAAAACCGCAAGCUUUUCUCACUAAUCAGUGCGCUUUUCCUUAGCAUUGUACCUUGGAUACAGGUCAGUAGGUCAAGGCCACUGCUGUUAAUGGUGAAGCCCAAUGUGUUUCUCAUGGCUAUUGGACUGGGAACACUUCUUCAUCUGUCUUUAUUGGUUUUCAAUAUCAUUGCUGUCUCGAGUCUCUCGGUUAUCUCUGGUGGUAGAAACUCAAUUUUUUCUCGAGAAGAAAAUGCCAGUGCAGUCGUACUUGUUGCAAGCCAGAAAACAUUACCAGUGAUGGUAGCAGUGAUAGAGCCACUUCAAGGUGCAUUUGGAGAAUCUGGGUUACUUGUUCUUCCUUGUGUUGCAGCACACCUCAACCAGAUUAUUGUUGACUCUUUUAUCGUUAACUUCUUGCGUUCCCGAGACAAUUCCAACAAUGUCAAGGUGGCUUAAACAGAGGAAAUGUGGGUCAUCAUCCAUGUUUGUGGCAUAUCGUGAAGCAUAUCGAAGACGAAAUCACUUGCUGGUAGAUUUAUUUAAUCAUAGAUUAUUUGUUUACAUUUUUCAAUUUUAUACUGAUUUAUGUUAAUUUCAUUGUUUAAUAAAGAUAAUUUUCAUAAAGAAAA